UCAAACUUCCCACCACAGUUUCCACGCGAAGUCGCAAACACUUGCAGAAAUAUAUAUUUACGUUUUAUAACUUAAAUAAUAUUCUUAAUUAAAUGAAUUAUGGCUAAACUACAUAAUUAUCACGUGUUGUGUCCUCUCAUUGACCAGAAAAGUUUUCUUGGCGUUUCUCAAGAUAAAGAAGAGGAAUAUGUUAUCGUUACUUUAGGGCGCAAUGUUGUUAACAAAUACAGGCUUUCAGACCAAAAACAGGUUGGAGGAUGGACGUCCCGUGAUCAUAUAACUUCUGCAGUGAUUUAUGAUAAGGAACAAGAAAGCUAUGUGGGUAUAUUCAACAACAAUACUAUCAAAACAUGGAAAAACAGUGCUGAAAAUCUGGACAAAAUUAAAAAACACAAGUUCUCAACAAACAUGCUGAAACUCAUACCAAGAGGACACAAAGCAUCACUUAUUGUGUUUUCCAACGGCAACUGUGCAUCCUUGCCGUACGCCAUUGACAACAGAAAGACAUAUGAUAGUAAAUCCUUCAUUAAAGAGUCUGAACUCAUCAUAGACACAUCUUGCUACAGUGAUAAUGGCACAGAUUAUGUCUGCUAUGUAAUAAAGAAUAAUAAGGAUUUGUAUGAGAUUGUUAACUGUCCCGUAAGGGAGGAACUGGGUGAUAUGGAAAAGUCUAAGCUGAAUAGAGUGAAAGUUACGAGACCAGAUGAUGUUUACAUUGUUGGAGAACUAAUCUGCACUUCUGAGAAAUACCUUUCAGUAUAUGUUUUGUGGAGUGAUGCUAAAUUGACAGUGUAUGAUCUGGCCAAUAAGUCAUGGAAGACCAUUGGUACAGUGCCAUGGAUUUCCACAUUAUCCAAAGUGUCUAUAGCCUGGAUGGGCAAGCAACAUCUGGUGCUUAUUGGAAGCAACACAGAUCAAGAUGGAGCCAUCAUGGUAGCUUACAAUGUCAGUCUUGGUGUUGGAUCCUGCAAGUAUCCCAUGAAAAUGUAUUCUGAAGGAGCAAAGCUUUACUGUUUCAACAGCAGGAUUAUUCUCGAAGCUCCAAACCAUAUUGGGAUGCUGCCAUAUGUCUUGGAAACAAGGAGAAACCUUUCAAGUCUCCUUGGCUCCCAUGAAAUUAUUCAAGAUGAGUGCACAGAGAUUGCCAAUUGGGAAACAUCAUCUGCUCCACAGUUUAAUGUUGCAAAUGAAAUUAAGGAGCACUUGAAACUUGGCGUCACUGAGAGGACAAUAUGUUCUCAAGUCAUUACACCAUUGCUGGAGAAACAUAAUAUCAACAGGAUUCUAACACUUUUGAAAGAGUUCAAAGACAUACCAGAGUCAAUUCUAGUUCAGCUAUUAAAUUAUACCAUCAAAUUUAUCAAACCCAAUGAAGUUGAUAUAACAAAUCAUGCAGAAAUUGUUAAAUUCUGUUCCCAUAAAGAAUCUUCAGGCAAUGAAAGUUUGAAGCUCCUGAACUACAUACUUGAACUCACUUUCAGUGAUGCACUUUUAAUACCUUACCUCAGAAAUGGGCUAGCAUUAAAUGACACUCUGUUUCUUAUGUCAUACAUCACAUACCUGCUAGUGGAUUCAGAAGUUUCCAUCAGUGCAGAUUAUGAAAGUAAGUUAUUAGACUGGUGUACUCUACUGAUGGAUUCAUUCUACCAACAAUAUUUAAUGACAAAAGAUGAAAAAGUUACCUAUGUGCUACAAAAUACACUAAAUGUUGUUGUGAACCUUAUUAAGCAGCUUGGUGUGAUUGAUACAACAAUGUGCAAACUGAAUAAAUUCCUCUCUGGUAACAGUAAUAUGAAUGAAGACACUUUGUCAUAUUCUAUUGAAAUGAUGCAAAUAUAAUGGUUUU
Messenger RNA from Pectinophora gossypiella (pink bollworm), 1846 nucleotides. Its product is annotated as nucleolar protein 11. NCBI's taxonomy places the organism in Eukaryota, Metazoa, Arthropoda, Insecta, Lepidoptera, Gelechiidae. Gene Ontology annotation, biological process: maturation of SSU-rRNA. The record is from RefSeq and is a predicted model, not a curated record. Bases 100 to 1839 code for a protein of 579 amino acids. Gene Ontology annotation, molecular function: RNA binding. The transcript is spliced from 4 exons. Gene Ontology annotation, cellular component: nucleus; nucleolus.